AGAAGUUUUUCCCUCUCGUCUAGUUUUUUCUUCACCUUUUUUAUUGGUGUCGCUUUUACUCCUUUGCGCUGCGUCGCCUCCCUCUGUUUUGUUGUUGUUGUUUGUAUCUUUCUCCUUCAAGUCUUCCAAAAGCAAAGAAAAGAAUGAACCGUCUUUUUGGAAAGGACAACAAGGCGCCGAAGCCGACACUCGAAGACGCCAGCAACCGCAUUUCUGGCCGCUCGGACGUCGUCGACGCACGCGUGGCAAAGAUCGACGCGGAGCUGAUGAAGGUGAAGGAGCAGAUCCAGCGCUCGCGCGGCAUGGCGCAGAACCGCUACAAACAACGCGCCGUGCAGCUGCUGCAGCAGAAACGCAUGUACCAGAGCCAACAGGAUAUGAUGAUGCAGCAGCAGUUCAACGUGGACCAACUGCAGUUUACCACAGAGACAAUGAAGGACACGCAGGUGCAGGUGGACGCGAUGAAGCAGGCGAGGAAGGAGUUGGGCAAGAACAUGAAGAAGUUGAAUAUCGAUAAAGUGGAUGCACUGCAGGACGACCUUGCCGACCUGUACAUGGACACGCAGGAGAUUCAGGAGAUUAUGGGUCGCGGCUACGACGUGCCGGAGGACAUCGACGAGGAUGAGAUGCUAGGCGAGUUGGAUGCCCUCGACUUUGAUAUGGAGAAGGAGAACGACGCGGAUUACCUGUCGGAUGCGCUGGCGAUGCCGGGUGCGAAGCUGCCCGAUCUGCCCGGGGGUAAGGUGGACGCGGGUGGCCAACAGGAGACGAACAACACCACCGACCCGUAUAGUUUGGAGGCACAGCUUGGUCUGUAA
Molecule: messenger RNA, 818 nt
Organism: Leptomonas pyrrhocoris
Lineage: Eukaryota; Euglenozoa; Kinetoplastea; Trypanosomatida; Trypanosomatidae
Product: SNF-7-like protein conserved
Exons: 1
Coding region: 144-818 (224 amino acids)
Biological process (GO): late endosome to vacuole transport via multivesicular body sorting pathway; vesicle budding from membrane
Cellular component (GO): multivesicular body
Source: RefSeq, a predicted model, not a curated record